Molecule: messenger RNA, 1380 nt
Organism: Anoplophora glabripennis (Asian longhorned beetle)
Lineage: Eukaryota; Metazoa; Arthropoda; Insecta; Coleoptera; Cerambycidae
Product: protein preli-like
Exons: 4
Coding region: 301-939 (212 amino acids)
Biological process (GO): phospholipid transport
Cellular component (GO): mitochondrial intermembrane space
Molecular function (GO): phosphatidic acid transfer activity
Source: RefSeq, a predicted model, not a curated record
GAUCACGAUUCCUCGUGGGAGCGCCGGUAGCGGGUAGCGGCACAAUUCUAUCGUGUUUUGUUUUGUUGCCCUUCAAGGUUAUGUUCAUUCAUCACAAAUUCUUCAAAAUUGACAGUCCUGUGAGUGGUUGCUCCCUAACGUGCUGAAUGUUUUAGUUUCCCUGUUUCCCUAUAAAGGAAAAUGUAUGAAUCCCCGUUUAAAAUCUAGUCAGAACAUGUAAGCACUUAGAACAUUCCUCCUCGUUACAUAAAACCCCGUUUCGACACCUCUUGAACUAGUUUGAAUAUCCUUCAGGACAACAUGCCAAAAUUUUUCUCUGACACCACAAUUUUUAAUUACAACUGGGACCAAGUCGCUCAAGGAUUCUGGAAAAGGUACCCCAACCCCAACAGCAAACAUGUUCUUACGGAAGAUACAGUACAGCGAGAAGUCAGAUCGGGAAGAUUGUUCACUAAAAGGCUUCUCAGCAAAACUAACAGCAUUCCGAAAUGGGCCGAGAGGUUUAUAACUGCCAAGCAUGUCAAUAUAAUCGAAGAGAGCAUCGUGGAUCCCAAAAAUAAGGUGCUCGUGACGUACACGCGAAACCUGGGAUAUGCUAAAGUUAUGAGUGUGACGGAGAAAGUUGUUUACAAAGAAAGCGAGGAACAUCCAGGUAAAACAGUAGCUUUAAGAUCGGCAUGGAUCGAUUCGCAAGUCCGAGGGUUCAGCAGGGCUAUCUGCGCCUUUGGUUAUGAGAGGUUUAAGAAGAACUGCACUAAAAUGGCUGGUGGAUUCAACCACGUCCUGUCAAACCUCUACCCCCACCACAACAUCCUGCACACGACGCAGACCACCAUCACGGCAGCAGCAAAGUUGAAAGACGCCGCGAAGAACGCCUCGGAGCUGGCGAAAUCCAGGGCCGUCCCCAUCUACGCGUCUCUGCAUCCGAAUCAGUCUUAAGAACGGCGGAAGGGGCGUCUCGAAAAGGUAUUAUACGAAUUAAUGUUUAGAGUAAAUAUUUGUGUCCAUCGAUGGAAAAUGUAACUUUUAAUAAAAAGUAAUGUAAAAUAAGGCUUAACAUAGUUCUUAAUUUGUUUAACGGGAAAAUAGCUGCAAUAUUUGUUGGUAUAGAAGUUGAAAUUACCAAGAUGUAGGUGUUGGUUUGCCGGAGAGAUGUUUACGUUUAGCGGGUAGGGUAAACGGUGAAUUUCUGAACUUGAUUCAAUUCCAUAUUAAAACAUUUAAUACUUUUUAUACACGUUUUCUUCAAUUUUUUAAGUACGGCUAGUCAGAUUUUAUAUAGGAUGGAAGUUUUAGUUUUAGCUGUGUAUUGUUGUAAUUUUCGCUAGGAUUAGCAAAAGUUGUUUGUAGCUUGUAAUAAAUUGUUUUAAAGAGACGAAA